UUAAAAUUCGUAAACAGUCCUUAAUAUCUAAUACUAAUCGAAGAGUACAUACUCUACAAUAUACUUAGAUUGAAUUCGUCAUUUCAUUUACACCUUCACAAUGUAUGAACAGGACUCAUCAUCUUUGUCAUCUGGUGGAAAAGAGGGAGGCCUUCAGGAUCACUCUUCUGGUCGAUUCUCUGAGCAACUUAAUCCAAGCAAGCUUGGCGAGAAAGCUCACUUGCGUGACAGCUUCCGGAUGACCCUGAGCUUGAAAGACCAUUUAAAUAAAGAAACUUUACCUUCUCCAGACAAUUACCAUCCUCAUCUUCUAACCAUUGGAUCCCGAGCAACCCUCGACGAGCUACAUCUUGGCGAGGUUGAUGACCAAAAAGAUGAAAACUCUGAAGUGGAAAUCGUUGCUGCUGGUUUCAAAUUUGGUUGGAUUCAAGGAGUUUUAAUCCGAUGCUUACUCAAUAUUUGGGGCGUUAUGCUUUUCCUUCGCCUGUCUUGGGUAGUGGGUCAAGCUGGAAUUCUCCAAGCUAUUUUGAUUGUCCUGCUAGCCACAACUGUUACCAUUAUUACAGCAUUAUCAAUGUCAGCCAUCAGCACAAACGGCCAGAUUAAAGGAGGAGGAACAUAUUAUAUGAUUUCCCGCUCCCUUGGUCCGGAAUUUGGAGGGGCCAUUGGAGUCAUCUUCGCGCUUGCUAAUUCAAUGGGAAUCGCGCUUCACACUGUUGGCUUUUGUGAAGCGCUCAGUGAUAUGCUCGAAGAAUAUUUCGAAGUUCAGAUCAUUGAUGGAGGUCUCAACGAUAUUCGAAUCAUUGGUUCUAUCACACUUGUUGCAUUAGGCGCAAUAGUUGCCAUCGGAAUGGAAUGGGAAGCCAAGGCUCAAUUACUGUUCAUGGGUAUCUUGAUCAUUGCGUUGGCCAAUUUUAUUGUGGGAAGUGGAUUGGGACCUACUUCAGUGGACGAAUUAUCUAAAGGCUUCGUCGGCUACAAUCUUGAGAUUUUAUCCACUAACUUUCAACCCGAUUAUCGCGUCUCAAACGGAUUGCAGCAGAGCUUCUUUACCGUAUUUGCCAUCUUUUUCCCAGCCGCAACUGGCAUUUUGGCUGGCGCUAACAUCUCGGGUGAUUUAAAGAAUCCUUCAGAAGCUAUUCCCAAAGGCACCAUUUUGGCUAUCAUUACCACAUCAUUCUCGUACAUCUUGUUCGCCGUUAUUGCGGGAGCGACUGUACUCCGUGAUGCUACCGGAGACCCAGCUAAUUACACAGUCAACGGAACUGUAAGCGACUACAUGAAAAUCUGUGAAAAUGAAACCUGCGAAUGGGGAUUGCAAAACAGUUACCAAGUGAUGACGCUAGUUUCAGCUUUCGGGCCACUCAAUUACGCCGGAUGCUUCGCCGCAACUCUUAGUUCGGCCCUUGCCUGCUUCGUCUCUGCUCCCAAGAUCUUUCAAGCUUUAUGCAACGAUAACAUUUUUCCUUACAUACAUUUCUUCGGCAAAGGUUACGGCAAAAAUCAAGAGCCUCUACGAGCUUACGCCCUAGCCUUCACAAUCGCCUUGGCCUGUGUUCUUAUAGCUGAUUUAAACACCAUCGCUCCCUUGAUUACCAACUGCUACUUGGCGUCUUACAGUUUGGUUAACUUAUCUACUUUUCACGUCGACCUGUUCAAACCCGUCGGAUGGCGUCCCACCUUUCGUUAUUACAACAAAUGGCUAAGCCUUUUAGGUUUCGGUCUUUCCGUUGCUGCCAUGUUCUUGUGCAGCUGGCCCACGGCUCUUGUGACAUCCGCCUUGGUUUUUACAUUCUUUUUCAUAGUCAAGUAUCGCAAACCAGAUGUCAACUGGGGUUCAUCGACGCAGGUGCAGGUUUACAAAUCGGCACUUAGCAGUGUCCAGCAGUUCAGUACCAUUGACGAACACAUUAAAACAUAUACGCCACAAAUUCUUGUCAUGACCGGAUUGCCAUACAUGCGGCCAUCUCUUGUUGAUUUUGCUUACCUUUUCUGUAAGAAUAAUUCGUUAAUGAUUUGUGGUGACAUCGUCAAGGAGCGACGGAGUCACAAACAACGUACCGAACGGACGCAAAAAUCCUUGCACUGGCUACGAGCUCACAAAACAAAAUCCUUUUAUUCGCUAAUGGAUAAUAUCUCAUUUUCCAAUGGAGUCGGAACCCUGUUGCAGGCCACUGGAAUUGGCAAAAUGAAACCCAACAUUCUUCUACUUGGCUACCAAAGCGAAUGGAAAACCAGCCGAAAUAGUGAAAUUGACGAAUAUUUUACGGCAAUUAACACCGCAUUGGAGAUGCAUAUCGCAGUAACGAUUCUGCGCGUCCAGGAAGGGCUUGAUUACACUGGAAUUAUCAGAGAUUUUGACAUAAACGAUCUCUUCAAGGACAAACAAAACAAUGAAGGAAUUGACAACCCAACAUUCGCAAAUUCACGGGAAAGUGCCGAUAUUGAAACUUUCCCUACGAUUGCUACUGCCGAGAGCGUUGGAUGCGGGGAAAUCAAAGGAGAAGCCAAAUCCCCGUCAUCAACGGAAAGCGCUGGUGAUAAGAAGAAACGGCUGAAGAAAUCGCGAAUAGUUUUUAAGGAUCUACAAGGCAACAAAUUGCCUCAGGAAGUGCAGAACAACAUUUGCCGCUUCCGUAUGAAACAGAAGCGCGGCACCAUCGACGUUUGGUGGCUAUACGAUGACGGUGGACUCUCCAUGCUAUUGCCGUACAUAUUGACGACGCGAUCCAAUUGGGCCAAUUCCAAAUUGCGCGUUUUCUGUCUGGCCGACGAAAAUGAAGAACAACUGACCAAACAGAAAAGUAUGAGACUUUUGUUGGAGAAAUUUCGCAUCCCCGUUUCGGAUGUGGUCGUGAUUCAUGAUAUAACCCAUUCACCCUCCAAACAAACCAAAACCUGGUUCGACAACCUCACGAACGAAUUUGUACGCAAAGAUGACGAUCCAAGCAAUUCGGAUUCCCAUGUUCCACUGAUCUUGGAGUCCGAACUGUUGGCCCAGAAGAACAAAACAUUUAACUUCAUGAGACUCAGAGAGUUACUGUUGCAAUAUUCUUCCGAUGCAAACCUCGUAGUUAUGACACUGCCAAUAUCACAGAAAGGAAUCGUCAGUGGUCCGCUUUACAUGUGCUGGUUGGAAACACUGACUGCCGGCAUGCCACCAUUUCUCCUAGUCCGCGGUAACCACACAUCUGUCCUCACUUUCCAUUCUUAACACCUCAACAUCCAAACAAAAUGUGUUUUGAAUAUUAAAAACAGCAAACAAUAUUUAUCUUCCCAAAAUCAUUCUUUGUCAAUGGGCACAUCAGAAUUCAAAUGAAUUAUUUACUUGUCA
Molecule: messenger RNA, 3334 nt
Organism: Daphnia pulex (common water flea)
Lineage: Eukaryota; Metazoa; Arthropoda; Branchiopoda; Diplostraca; Daphniidae
Product: bumetanide-sensitive sodium-(potassium)-chloride cotransporter-like
Exons: 15
Coding region: 101-3214 (1037 amino acids)
Biological process (GO): potassium ion homeostasis; sodium ion transmembrane transport; potassium ion import across plasma membrane
Cellular component (GO): membrane
Molecular function (GO): sodium:potassium:chloride symporter activity
Source: RefSeq, a predicted model, not a curated record